AUGAAGCCUGCCGUCGCGGUGGUCCCAGCACCGGCCGAGGAGUACGACGAGUUUGUGGCGGUGCCUGUAGGUAGUCCCUGCUCCCUGCCUUCGGUGACAGCACAAGUGUCACAAGGGAAGCCACCGGCAAGCUGCUACGUCGUCGGAUCCGUUCCAGUAGAGUUUUCAGACGGCGAGUCAGAGGAGCACUUUGGGGGUGUGGAUUCCCAGGAGCUCUCGUCACCGAGACCUCAAGAUUCGUCAGAGGAGCAUUUCGGGGGUGUGGAUUCCCAGGAGCUCUCGUCACGAGAUCUCAAGGUUCGGUGGUGCCAUGUCCGCCGCGAGACACUCCCUGGGAUGCGCCUGGCAGAUGCCAAUCCAUCAAGCAAGUUAGGAGGAUGCCCAGAUCAUAGGGCAAAGGUGUUGCGGAUCAGUGCCAAGCUGCUGUCUGCGGGCUUUUGUGCCCUGUGCGGCUAUAGAUCCUACAUGACCGCCGGCUACGAGAAGUGGAGCCAUACCCUCUAUGCCAUGGAGGCUGUCGCUUUCUUCCUGCUGCUAGCAACCGUGAGCAGUUCCGAUGCUUUCCGCGAGCUCAUGCAGGUGAGGAUCCCAGAAAUGCAGAAGACACUGGGCUCGAGAUUGCAGGCCUCCUUGAAGUUUGACCUGCUACCGAUCGGUGUCUACCUCGUCAUCCUUCUCUUGUGCUUCGUGGUUCUUGUGCAACUUCACCCAAAAUCGAUCGCCCACCCAUAUCCGAUCAGCUCGGCAAUCCAGCGCUUGGGCUGGGCCUUCGUGUUGCUCCGGCUGAACCGCUCCAUGAUGAUUUUGCUGGAUCUCUUUGCUGUUUCGUAUGCCCAGGAUCCGGCUGAUUUUGAGUCAGCCUACGAAGGGUGGGCGUACAUUGCUGCCUUUGCCGGCGAGAUCUCGCAUUGGACUGGCGCAGCAUACUUCCAUUUGUCAACCUUUGCACUUCUUGGCAUUUUUCCGCUUCUAGCGGAGGUGUUGAUGGGUCUCCAAGACAAUACCGACUGGUUGCUUUCACAUCUGAUCAUGAACAUCACAAACUGUUGCCUCGCUCUGCAUGUUCUCCAUCGGGCGGCGGCCGUGGGCCACCAGCAGGACAGUGCUGUGGUGAGCGUGAACAGUCUUCAGUGGACACUGACUUGGCAGCAGCGUCACCGCCAGCACCUUUUCGUGGCCUACAUGAGGCAGAGUGAAGUUGGCACCUAUGUUUACGGCAUUCGUGUCACGAACUCCCUGCUGGCCAAGCUGGUUCCUGUCCUCGUCACUGGAGGCUCCUUUGCUUUGGCUCGCAUCCUUGCCCUUCCCCAUGAGAGCAAGGCAGAGCUCGUCCAGCAGUGGAAUCACCUUCUUCAGGCUUUGGGCGUACAGUGA
Molecule: messenger RNA, 1374 nt
Organism: Symbiodinium necroappetens
Lineage: Eukaryota; Dinophyceae; Suessiales; Symbiodiniaceae
Source: the annotation of a GenBank genome assembly